Bipolaris victoriae FI3 is the source of this 348-nucleotide messenger RNA. RefSeq lists its product as hypothetical. The transcript has a single exon. The coding region runs from base 1 to 348 and encodes 115 amino acids. The record is from RefSeq and is a predicted model, not a curated record. Lineage: Eukaryota; Fungi; Ascomycota; Dothideomycetes; Pleosporales; Pleosporaceae.
AUGUCUCUGCGCGCUGAAGACGAAGAGACGCGAGUAAUAGACGGCGUCGCUGGCGGGGAUGUGCCCGCUGCAGAGACUUCAUGGCAUGUGGUCAAGAGAGGAAAGCGCGACUUUGACUUGCCCGGAGCGGGCUGUGGCACAGGGGGGUCCCGGCGCCCGCAAAUGAACGGCCAUGCUAGAGAGGCCGGCGGAAUCCCGCCCACGAAUCUGAUGGAUGGUGGUGAUGAUGCUGGGACAAAGAGCAUGACGAUGAUGCAGCUGAUGCAGACAAUGGCAAGACAGGACCCGCCCGACGCAACACAGACGCAACGCAGAUGCAAUACCUCUCUGUGCGGACAGGCCAGAUGA